This is a messenger RNA of Porites lobata, 1068 nucleotides long. The record is from the annotation of a GenBank genome assembly. Lineage: Eukaryota; Metazoa; Cnidaria; Anthozoa; Scleractinia; Poritidae.
AACCUUUGCGAGAACAAAAGAAAAGAAAAAGGGAGAAAGAACUGGAGAAGGAAGAAGGUACCCACAACACUCUCUUUAUAUAUUAUAUUGUCAUACCUUUUUAAAAGAACAAGACUUUAUUUUGUCUUGUGAUACUCAAUAUCAAGGGUCCUUUUUUUUCCUUUAAUUUUAUGACAGAAGAACCUUCAGGAACAGAACAGAAAAGAAAAAGGUGAAAAAAAAGAUGACUGAUCAAGGUACGCUACAUUCACUACUUUCAUAUUUUUAAAAAAGUUUGAGUCGAACAUCCCUAAUUUUGUUCUGUUAAACCUGCGAUCAUAAACAAUGGAAACAGGUUUCGGAGAAGACCCACGAGAUGGGUGCGUCUACAACACAAGCCUUUAAUCCCCCUUUUCAUGGAGUGAAAUUUUGAAACAGUUUUCCGGAAAAACUACGACGUUACUUACCUAUAUAUUUCCUUAUUUUGUCCAAAAACAAGAACUUGAAAAGCAUAAGAACGUAACAAAUAAAGUUUGUUUUCACAAUACAUGUCUGCUUCCAAUCAACCAUAUCAGCAUUAACAAUGUCAAAAAAAAAAUAAUAAUAUGACACAUUGUUGCUGGGAAAGUGCGGCACUUUGUCGUCGGCGACGCUUACUAUACCCAUUAUUUGAGUGGUCCGGGAUGUUUGUGACUUUAUAAUAGUGGCAUAUCAAGUGAUUUACUUGGCAUGAAAUUAAAUACUUCAUUGCUUUUUAAAUUCAUAGUAGAAACCCCAAAAGAAAAAGGAAAAAGAAAAAAGCAAAAAUCACCGGAGUGGGAUGAAGGUACCCACCUUGUCGCAGAACCUUUUUGUUUCGUAAAACCCAUCAGCUAUUAUCAAGAUAGGAUAAAAAGACACGAUGAGACGGUCGUUAAGCAACCUCGUCCCCAGGGUCUACUCUCGUUUUUCCAAUUUAUUGGCGGCAAACCAAAAGAAGAGAACUCUUCUCUUCUCUCCUGCGGCCAUAUUGCGACACGAAAAGACCCUCAGUGGAGACGAGGCCAGGCAGUAAGUGCAGCGCUAAGCUACCAUCCUUUUUUUAGAUAG